This is a messenger RNA of Candoia aspera, 8093 nucleotides long. It is a transcript of the gene TRPS1, whose product is annotated as transcriptional repressor GATA binding 1. The record is from RefSeq and is a predicted model, not a curated record. Lineage: Eukaryota; Metazoa; Chordata; Lepidosauria; Squamata; Candoiidae. The transcript has 6 exons. Bases 453 to 4298 code for a protein of 1281 amino acids. Gene Ontology annotation, cellular component: nucleus. Gene Ontology annotation, biological process: regulation of transcription by RNA polymerase II. Gene Ontology annotation, molecular function: RNA polymerase II transcription regulatory region sequence-specific DNA binding; zinc ion binding; DNA-binding transcription factor activity.
GCGAUAACACUUCUGAUAAAGCGCGGAGCUCCGGCGCAGCCUCCCUUUCGGGGGCUGGUUCGUUCCCCGCCAAGCCCGGCGCUCCCCCGCUUUCCUAAGCCGAGCCGGGUGCCCCGCGCUUCCCCCUGGCUCCCCUCAUCCGCCGGGGGCGAGGAAGAAGGGGGGCCGGGAAGGUAGACCUUUCUUGUCUCUCCCCUCCCACCCCCUCGGCUCCUUAACCCUUUCUUCCUCCUCCUUCAUCCUCCUCCUCCCUCCUCCUUUCCUCCUCCUCUCUCUCCUCCUUCCUUCCUUCCCUCUCCCCCCUCCUCCUUUCCCACCUCUUCCAAAAUAAUCCAAGAUCAACUCUUGUUGCAAACAACAGAAAGACGGUUCAUGGCGCAAGCGACGGUGCCACCAUCUUUCCAGGCGCUGCGACGAUUAUUGCUCGUAUUAUUGCUGAUUAAUCAACAGAUAUGGUCCGGAAAAAGAAUCCCCCUCUAAGAAACGUUGUUAGAGAAGGAGAAACAGAGACCCUUCAGUUGCCGGGUACAGAAAGUGACAAUAUUGAGAGAAAACAAGAAUUUUCUGCCGGUCAGAUGCAAGACAACACUGAGCCGGGUGAGGCUGUGGAGCAAAAUGAUGAGGAGUUUUGCACGCAUGUCCCAGAGCCAUCUCCCAGCACAAAAAAGGACUUGAAAAGCUCUACAACAAGUGAAAAGGCUGGCUUCAAUUAUGAAAGCCACAAUAAGGGAGGAAAUGUUCCAUCCUUCCCUCAUGAUGAGAUGACAGACAGAAAUAUGCCGGCCUUCUCAUCUCCAGCUGUUGGGGGAAUCUCUGAGUCCUUGAAGUCUCCUCUCAGAUCAGAUGCAGAUGACACCCAAGAUGUGGUCUGUAACCCGUCAGUAGAUCUGACCAAGAAAAGUGAAGAGCCUCGCACAUCACCAAAACCUAUGGAUGAAACAGUGCAUGUGCAAAGUGGUCAAGCUGAGGGCCGGGGUUCAAGCCCAGCCUCGGUGGCCUCAAAAAAUCCACAAGUGCCUUCAGAUGGGGACUUAAGGCCAAUCAAAUUGAAAGCAGAUUUGUUGGCAAAUGAGAACCCAGAUACGGCGCCUCUGUCUCCAGAGCUUCAGGACUUCAAAUGCAACAUCUGUGGCUACGGUUACUAUGGGAAUGACCCCACAGAUCUUAUAAAACACUUCCGCAAGUACCACCUCGGGCUACACAACCGCACCAGGCAGGAUGCUGAGCUUGACACUAAAAUUUUGGCUCUCCACAACAUGGUGCAGUUCAGCCAUUCCAAAGACUUCCAGAAAGUCAAUUGUUCUUUGCUAUCAGGGGUUCUGCAGGACAUCAGUUCCCAAAGGCCUGUUUUGCUAAAUGGAACUUACGAUGUGCAGGUAACCUUAGGUGGGACCUUUAUUGGCAUUGGACGCAAAACUCCAGAUUGCCAAGGGAACACCAAAUAUUUCCGCUGCAAGUUCUGCAAUUUUACCUAUAUGGGCAAUUCUUCGACUGAGUUGGAACAGCACUUCUUGCAGACCCAUCCGAACAAGAUCAAGUCCUCCCUCUCUGUCUCUGAAGGCAGCAAAGCCACAGACAGAAACUCAAACAAGUCCAGUCCUACUGUUCGAUCGGGUGAGAUUGGAGAUUUUGGAAAGUGGCAGGACAAGAUCACCAUCAGAUGUGGAGAUGACACUCCAGUUGGCUAUUCGGUGCCCAUCAAGCCUCUUGAAUCCUCAAGACAAAACGGUACGGAUGCCUCCAGUUACUACUGGUGCAAAUUCUGCAGCUUUAGUUGUGAAUCCUCCAGCUCGCUCAAACUGUUAGAACAUUACAGCAAGCACCAUGGGGGGAGCCAGGCAGGGGGCCCUCACCCAGAUCGGAAUGACAAACUCUCGAGGGGGUCAGUCAUUAAUCACAAUGACAUAACCAAAAAUGCAGACGGAGAGUUAGCGACAAAGAGCGAGAAGGGCUCUAGCGUGGCCAAAAAGAAAGACUUUUCCAGCUCAGGAGUGGAGGACCACGUGGUGACAAGCUACAAUUGUCAGUUUUGUGAUUUUAGGUACUCUAAGAGCCAUGGCCCAAACGUAAUAGUGGUGGGGCCUCUUCUUCGUCAUUAUCAGCAGCUACACAACAUUCAUAAAUGUACUAUUAAGCACUGUCAGUUUUGUCCCCGAGGCCUCUGUAGUCCAGAAAAGCACCUUGGAGAAAUUACUUAUCCUUUUGCUUGCAGGAAAAGUAAUUGUUCCCACUGUGCUCUCUUGCUCUUGCACUUGUCCCCUGGGAUGCCAGGAGGCACCAGAGUCAAGCAUCAGUGUCACCAGUGCUCUUUCUCCACCCCUGAUGUAGACGUUCUCCUGCUUCACUAUGAAACCACACAUGAAGCCCAGGUGUCUGAAGUCAAGCAAGAAGCAAAUGCCCUGCAAGGGGGGGAUGGACCACUGACUGUCAAAGAAAGCAAAGAACACUCGUGUACCAAAUGUGACUUUGUCACUCAGGUAGAGGAGGAGAUUUCUCGACACUACAGGAGAGUCCAUAACUGUUAUAAAUGCCGUCAGUGCAGCUUUACAGCGGUUGAUACACAGUCCUUACUAGAACACUUCAACACGGUGCACUGUCAAGAAAUGGACAUCACCACAGCCAAUGGGGAAGAUAGCCAUGGGGUGGCAGCUGCUCUCAAAGAAGAAUCCAAAAUUGAUCUGAAGGUUUAUAACCUUAUCAGUUCAGAUCCAAAAAUGGGGGAGCCCAUCUCGGAGAGCGUAGUGAAGAAGGAAAAGAUGGAGGAAAAAGAAGGAUCGAAGGAGAAAUGUUGGCCCGACGGGUCUAGUGAUGAUCUUCGUGGCACAACUUGGAGAGGGGUGGACAUUCUGAGAGGAAGCCCAUCCUAUACCCAAACAAGCUUGGGUCUUCUGACCACAGUGUCUGUUGUCCAAGAACAGCCAAAAGCUUUGAGGGAUAGUCCAAAUGUAGAAGCUGCUCAUCUCGCACGGCCUGUUUAUAGCUUGCCUGUUGAGACCAAGGGAUUCCUGCAGGGCGUGCCCCAAGGAAGCGGAGAAAAACCUGGACCACUUCCUCAGCCAUAUCCUGGAUCUGCUGAUAACAAGUCAAAGGAUGAGUCUCAAUCUCUUUUACGGAGACGUAGAGGCUCGGGUGUUUUUUGUGCCAAUUGCCUGACCACAAAGACCUCACUCUGGCGAAAGAACGCAAAUGGAGGAUAUGUCUGCAAUGCGUGUGGUCUCUACCAGAAGCUUCACUCGACUCCCAGGCCUUUAAACAUCAUUAAGCAGAACAACGGUGAGCAGAUCAUUAGGAGACGGACAAGAAAACGCCUUAACCCAGAGGCACUUCAGGCUGAGCAGCUAAACAAACAACAGAGAGGGAACAGCGAGGAACAAGUCAACGGCAGCCCAUUAGAUAGGAGGUCAGAGGAUCAUUUAACAGAAGGUCAUCAGAGAGAAAUCCAGCUUCCCAGCCUAAGUAAAUAUGAAGCCCAGGGUUCAUUGACUAAAAGCCAUUCUGCUCCUCAGUCAGUAUUGGUCAGCCAAUCUCUGGAUAUUCAUAAAAGGAUGCAACCUUUGCACAUUCAGAUAAAAAGUCCUCAGGAAAGUUCUGGAGACCCAGGCAAUAGUUCCUCUAUAUCAGAAGGAAAAGGAAGCUCAGAGAGAGGCAGUCCAAUAGAGAAAUACAUGAGACCUGCUAAACACCUAAACUAUUCACCACCUGGAAGUCCUAUUGAAAAGUACCAGUACCCGCUUUUUGGACUUCCAUUUGUACACAAUGAGUUUCAAAGUGAAGCUGAUUGGCUGAGAUUCUGGAGUAAAUAUAAGCUGUCCGUUCCUGGGAAUCCACACUACUUGAGUCAUGUGCCUGGCCUACCAAAUCCUUGCCAAAACUAUGUGCCUUAUCCCACCUUUAAUCUGCCUCCUCAUUUUUCAGCUGUUGGAUCUGACAAUGACAUUCCUCUAGAUUUGGCGAUAAAACAUUCCAGACCUGGGCCAACUGCAAACGGUGCCUCUAAGGAGAAAGCUAAGACACCGUCAAAUGUAAAAAAUGAAGGUCCCUUGAAUGUAGUUAAAACCGAGAAAGUUGACCGAAGUACUCAAGAUGAUCUAUCAACCAAGUGUGUGCACUGUGGCAUUGUCUUUCUGGAUGAAGUGAUGUAUGCCUUGCAUAUGAGUUGCCAUGGUGACAGCGGACCUUUUCAAUGCAGCAUAUGCCAAUAUUUUUGCACGGACAAGUAUGACUUCACCACUCACAUCCAGAGGGGCCUACAUAAGAACAAUGCACAAGCUGAAACGAAUGGCAAAUCGAAAGAGUAAAAUUAAAUAAAAUAAAUAAAAUAAAAUAAAAACCUUAGCACUUAGCACAAUUAAACAGAAAUAGGUUUCCUUGAUGGGAAUUCAAUAGCUUGUAAUGUCUUCUUAAGCACUUCAUAUAGCAAGCAUGCCUUAUCCAGUAUACAAUCUUUUAUUCUUCCCUCCUUUUCCUUCAUACAAGCAAACAAAAAGUUCUUAAGAAAGACAAUAAUAAUAAUUAAAAAAAAAAAGGAUGGCAGCUGGAAUGGGGGAGGGGUAAGGAAUCAAUCACUUGGGACCCGUCCUGCAAAAAAAAAAAAGAAAGUAAGAAAAAAAAUCUAUACAAAAGACACUAUAUCAGGGAAGGUCUCUUUGCAAAACUUAACCAGGCAAAUAAUGCUUUUGUUCUUGUACAAGAAACAUAGCUGGCUAGAAUGCAAAGAUGUAUAAUGCUGAAGCAGGUGUACAGUACACAUAUGCACAUUGUAUAGUGAAAUGGACUUGUUAAAUAAACUGAUGUCCAGAACUCUAGUAGUAUUUUUUUUUCCAUUUGGGUUCACUUUGGCCUUAUUAGAACACCCUCCAGCAGCAGCAUUUCUACAAUCUGGAGGCCAUAGGGCUUUCUUUGGUUUUGUUUUGUUUUAUUUCAUUUUGUUUUCCGGUUGUCUCUUGUGCUAAGCCAGUGGGUAGCUGCUGUUGGAUCCCUACAACAGGGCUCCUCAAUCUUUUUGAGGUCUAGAGCAGCAGGAACACUCCUUAUGCAAUAGCUUGCAGACCAGGAACAUUCAUUGUCAGCGUUCUCGGCCACAGCUGUUCCUUCCCUCUCAUUCUGAAAUCAAGUAAAUAACAAAUUCUCAGGAAAGAUGGAAGUAAAAUGACUGGAGUCUCAGAAUAUGAUCUCUUAUGCAGAGAAGACCUUCUUUCCAGGCUGCUUCAUAAGUUUUAAAGGUGGUGAGAAAGCCCUUAAAAAGAGAGAUUCACUGAAAUUCAGCUCAAAAAUAGAUCCGGGGACUGCAAACUACGUCUCAGGAGAUUGUGGAUGUAACAUGCUUUGGCCAAAAUGUAGGAAAAGUACUCUGUUUUCUGACUUCUCUCUUGUAUGAAAGCUACUUUAUGGACUUGAUAUUCAUAGUAUUAAUGUUUGACUAACUGUUCUCUCAAUUUUGCUUCAGGUAGAGCAUGGGACUGACUUUUCCCCAAAGUCCUUAGGUUGUUUAUAUGCAGCGGUCAAUUGCUUCACCAGACUUAACUCCAGCUUUUGGUAGUGUUUGCCUUCAUGGCCAAUCUUAUUUUUAAUAUUUUUGAGAGGAAGAUAAUAAUGAUGAUAAUAAUAAACCUUUUGUAAAACUGUUCCAUGAAGGGAAAGCUCCUCAGCAUAACUGCUCAGGGAAAUAGGGCUAAAUAACUAAAUAUUCAGUCAUUGGUUCAAGGUGCUGUUAGACAAACCUUCACAGAUGUUGCAAGAAUCUACAAAGGAUGGACUUCAAUUCAAUUUCAUUAUCUUGGCCCAGGCAGUCGUCUUGUUGUUGUUGUUGUUCUUAUUUUCUCAAAGGGAUAUCCAAGAGAUAUUACAAGCUACUGGAUGUACUGUCAGAUUAACUUAUUUCAUUUAAGAAGUUGGGAGAACAAAUAGGAAAAAAAACUUAUUUUUCUAGUAAAUAUUAAUGUAUUACAUUUCAAAUAAUGGUGCCUGACAUAUUGAAUAAUUAUUUUCUACAGUGUACGUAUGCAACAAAGAUAUUCCAUCAUGCAUAAGAUUCAGCGCUGGCUCAGCCUCGCUCUGUUUACAUUUGCAAAUGUAGCAAACAAGGUAAUGAAGCAAAUUUCUAUUGCAGUAGGUAUCUUUGAUUUGUGCGCGUGUGUGUGUGCAUUAAAAUUGUAAACGGUAACAUGAAAUGAAUGGACUUUGUUGAUAAUAAUGAUAUUUGAGGGAGAAGAAGACGACGACGAAGACGAAGAAGGAAAUGAAAAUAUUUUUAUGCCUACUUAGGAGGGAAAAAAAGAGUAGCACUAUUCAUUCCAAGUACUUUUUGUAUUCUUAAGCUCUUAACUCACAUUGUUAUGCUUAAAAUGAUAAACAUAUAUCCUCUUUUUAUUGCUUUGUCUAUGUUUCAGCUGAAACAUUUCAGAGAUUAUGUCAAGAGGUGCCAUCUGACUCCUUGGCACACAAGUUUUUGAUUGCAUUCUGUACUAGCCUUGCACUCCAUUUUUACCAUAUUACACGGUUGCUUCAUGUUUUCUUGUUUUGUUUUUUCGUGCUGGGGCUUUACUUUUGCAUUGCACGGUCUUAGUUUCUUAGGGUUGUGGAGUACAGUUGGUUCCUAAAUGUCACUGCAAAUGAAGAUUAAAAUGUCUGUCUGAUAUUCCAUUGUUCUUUCCCACCCCUCUCUUUAUUUUCUGAAUUUUUUCCUAGGGAAUUCUAGGCUUGAUCUCCAAGACAGGAACGUAUGUUGAAGGGCCUUCUUCUGAGCCCACAUCCAUGCUACUAAUCCCCAUGCUCACUUAAUUAAAGCUACCCUUAAAAUGAUUUAGGCCCAUCAUUCCCUAAUCUAGAAAAUGAGCAUUUAAAUUCAUGUGGCAAGAUAAAACGGAGAGAAGUAAGAGAAGAUGCUGAGUUUGGAAUCACAACACUAGAGUCUUAAGAGGGAUUAAACCAGCACUUAUUUGCUAGGUACUCAAUUUGUAGAAAGUAAAUGGGUCCUUGUUUAAUUUUUAUCUUAAUUUAUCUUCCCGUAAAGCCGCCUAAAUGCAGUAGCUAAGGGUGUAGUUCUAAAUAUGCAUACCAAGGAAUAAAAGCCUCAUUGAACAGAGUGACAUAAAUUCCUGCAUAGGAUUGCACCAUGUGUGGCCAUAUACAAGGUAAGUAGCCAGGAUCCCAUCUAAUUUCCUCUUUUUUGAAACAUUCAACCACUUUUUCGGGAAACAAAAAUAGUGCAUUCAAGCAAAUAGCCAUUUACCAACUGGUACUAUCCAUAGUUUGCAAAACAUGUGUGGUAAUUUGGCUUGCCACGGGGUUAUGCAAGCCCCACGAAGUUAGCAAUUGCUCAUCACUAUGUCUCUAAAAUAUAUAUUGAAAGCAAGCAGCAGGAAAUCUCAACCUGCCUGAGUGACAUUCAUAUUGCUGGUCAUCAAAGAUCUGGCUGACCUUGGCAGUUUCUCAGAGCUUGCAUGGGGAACCUGUGAUAAAAGUAAUUUCUCCGCUUAAUUAAAGUGAGUCUGUUAUUUGAUACCAAGGCCACAGGAUCUUUUCCUUUAUCCAUUACUUCAAAUACAUAUUGCUCGGAACCAAGCCAGUAUGUCCUGUCAAUUAUGUAUAACAACCUUUCAGAGCCUAAGUUCAUUAUACAAUUUUAGUGUCUAUCUGGGAUUAUUAGACACCUAAAGGGCCACAAGACAUAGAUAGUGGGUUGCGUUUGAAGGAAAAGUCUGAUGUUACUUCUAUUCACAGCCAGGAAAGAAUGUCGUUCCACAUUCUUUCUGAAAAUAAUCUGCUUUAGGACCUUGAAGUAUGUAUCAUUUUUCUUCUCCAAUACUUGUGGCAGUGGCAGGAUACACACACUUUUUUUUUUCUCCAAUUAGCUGAUGUUUCAUUAACAACAGCAGUCGUAUUAGGUUGUCAGCUAAAAAUUAAAAUGCCCAAAAUUAAUCUGAAUCACGAUUUGACAUUUAAAAAAAAUGUCAACUGCUUAGAUAAAUAUAUACUUAAAUCCAUAAUAGGAAAUUAAAUGUGCAUAAUAGGGCAUUUUUUUUAAAAAAAACUAUAAAAUCUGCAUUCCAUUCUAGGAAAGUAGACAAUAUAUAACUGCAGCCCACUCAGGA